Exaiptasia diaphana is the source of this 662-nucleotide messenger RNA. Its product is annotated as integumentary mucin C.1. The record is from RefSeq and is a predicted model, not a curated record. Lineage: Eukaryota; Metazoa; Cnidaria; Anthozoa; Actiniaria; Aiptasiidae. The coding region runs from base 131 to 553 and encodes 140 amino acids. The transcript is spliced from 5 exons.
CAAACACUGUAUGUUGCUAUAGGGAUGACGCCCCUCCCUCGUGUGCAGACUAUUAUCUAGACGACGUACUCGGAUCUCUUGAUACAUUCUAUCAAGAAUUCACCGGAUCUACUUCUAAUCAAAACGAGAMAUGGAAAGACUUGUCCUUUUCGUCCUGUUGGCUGGCUGCUGUACUUUUGUCCCUGCCAUGAGGCUUGACCCGCCUUUUCCUCCUCAAGAGUCCCCUGGACAAGGACAGUGCAGAGUACCUGCUCAUAAACGAGACGAUUGUGGUUACUACGGCAUCAAGGAGGAUGAAUGUGUUAAUGGCAGGAACUGUUGCUGGGACGAUUCAGUCGAAUCAGGCAUUCCAUGGUGUUUUUUUGACAAAAGUGUGGACAAUGGACAGUGCGGCRAUGUCGCCGCUAGUGAACGCGAGGAAUGCGGUUACUUUGGCAUUAAAAAGAACGAAUGUGUUCGUCAAAGAGACUGCUGCUGGGACGAAUCUCUCGGUGGAGACGUUCCAUGGUGUUUCCACAAACCAAAUGAAGGGUCUGGCAGCUUUGAGGCCUGACUGACUUAACGACUUGGUUCAACCUUAAAGUCAAUCAUUAAUGAUAGUAAAGCUAGUGUCGAUAGUAUAGAUYGUAAGCAAAUGUGCAAUAAAAACACUAAACAUACAA